Molecule: messenger RNA, 2955 nt
Organism: Vombatus ursinus (common wombat)
Lineage: Eukaryota; Metazoa; Chordata; Mammalia; Diprotodontia; Vombatidae
Gene: EPHA3
Product: EPH receptor A3
Exons: 17
Coding region: 1-2955 (984 amino acids)
Biological process (GO): axon guidance; protein phosphorylation; cell surface receptor protein tyrosine kinase signaling pathway
Cellular component (GO): plasma membrane; neuron projection
Molecular function (GO): protein binding; transmembrane-ephrin receptor activity; ATP binding
Source: RefSeq, a predicted model, not a curated record
AUGGAUUGUCACAUCUCCAUCCUCCUCUUUCUCAUCUGCUCAGCUCGCAGCUGCUUUGGGGAACUGAUUAUCCAGCCUACCAAUGAAGUUAAUCUCCUGGAUUCAAAAGCAAUUCAAGGGGAGCUGGGCUGGAUCUCCUACCCAGCACAUGGGUGGGAAGAGAUCAGUGGGGUUGAUGAGCAUUACACCCCUAUCAGGACCUACCAGGUGUGCAAUGUUAUGGAUCAUAGUCAGAAUAAUUGGCUGAGAACAAACUGGGUCCCAAGAAAUUCAGCUCAGAAGAUCUAUGUGGAACUCAAGUUUACACUAAGGGACUGCAAUAGUAUCCCACUGGUUUUGGGUACUUGCAAGGAGACUUUCAACCUCUACUACAUGGAGUCAGAUGAUGACCAUGGGGUCAAAUUCCGAGAACAUCAAUUUACCAAGAUUGACACAAUUGCAGCUGAUGAAAGUUUCACACAGAUGGACCUAGGGGACCGUAUUCUCAAACUCAACACUGAAGUUCGUGAGGUAGGCCCAGUGAACAGGAAAGGCUUUUAUUUGGCUUUUCAAGAUGUUGGUGCCUGUGUUGCCUUAGUAUCUGUAAGGGUGUACUUUAAAAAGUGCCCUUUUACAGUGAAGAACCUGGCAAUGUUUCCAGAUACAGUACCUAUGGACUCCCAAUCCCUGGUAGAAGUCCGAGGUUCUUGUGUUAAUAAUUCGAAGGAGGAGGAACCACCCAGAAUGUACUGCAGCACAGAAGGGGAAUGGUUGGUGCCCAUUGGCAAGUGCUUAUGCAAUGCUGGCCAUGAAGAAAGGGGCUAUGUUUGCCAAGCUUGUCGACCAGGUUUCUACAAGGCCUCUGCUGGCAAUUUGAAGUGUUCCAAGUGCCCGCCUCAUAGCUCUACCCAGGAGGAUGGUGCCAUGGACUGCAGGUGUGAGAAUAAUUACUUCAGAGCAGACAAAGAUCCUCCAUCCAUGGCUUGUACCCGACCACCAUCUGCACCAAGAAAUGUUAUAUCUAAUAUCAACGAGACCUCUGUUAUACUGGACUGGAGUUGGCCCCAGGACACAGGAGGCAGGAAAGAUGUGGCCUUCAACAUUAUAUGUAAAAAAUGUGGGAGUAGUGUUAAACAGUGUGAGCCCUGCAGCCCCAAUGUUCACUUCCUGCCACGACAAUUUGGACUAACCAACACCACAGUAACAGUGGUAGACCUUCUAGCACACACUAACUAUACAUUUGAGAUUGAUGCAGUUAAUGGAGUGUCUGACAUGAGUUCAUCCCCAAGACAGUUUGCUGCAGUCAGCAUAACAACCAAUCAGGCUGCUCCAUCACCUGUCACAAUAAUUAGAAAGGACCGGACAUCUAGAAACAGUGUCUCGUUAUCUUGGCAAGAACCUGAACAUCCUAAUGGGAUCAUCUUGGACUACGAGGUCAAGUACUAUGAAAAGCAGGAACAAGAAACAAGUUAUACCAUUCUAAGGGCAAGAGGCACGAAUGUUACCAUCAAUGGCCUCAAACCUGAGACUGCUUACAUAUUCCAAAUCCGAGCCCGAACAGCAGCCGGUUAUGGGACCAACAGCCGCAAGUUUGAGUUUGAAACUAGUCCAGAUUCUUUCUCCAUCUCCAGCGAGAAUAGCCAGGUUGUCAUGAUAGCCAUUUCAGCUGCAGUAGCAAUUAUUCUUCUGACAGUUGUGGUAUAUGUCCUGAUCGGGAGAUUUUGUGGCUAUAACAAAUCAAAGCAUGGUGCAGAGGAAAAAAGACUUCAUUUUGGGAAUGGACACUUAAAGCUUCCAGGUCUCAGAACUUAUGUAGAUCCCCAUACAUAUGAAGACCCUAACCAGGCUGUGCAUGAGUUUGCCAAGGAGUUGGAUGCUACCAGUAUAUCCAUUGACAAAGUUGUUGGAGCAGGUGAAUUUGGAGAGGUAUGCAGUGGACGCUUAAAGCUUCCUUCCAAAAAAGAGAUUUCAGUAGCCAUCAAAACCUUGAAAGUAGGCUAUACUGAAAAGCAGAGGAGAGACUUCUUGGGAGAAGCAAGCAUCAUGGGACAGUUUGACCACCCUAAUAUCAUUCGGCUUGAAGGAGUUGUUACCAAAAGUAAACCAGUCAUGAUUGUCACAGAAUAUAUGGAGAAUGGAUCCUUGGACAGCUUCUUACGAAAGCACGAUGCCCAGUUUACAGUCAUCCAGCUAGUAGGGAUGCUUCGAGGUAUAGCCUCUGGAAUGAAGUAUUUGUCAGAUAUGGGCUACGUUCAUCGUGAUCUCGCUGCCCGCAACAUCCUUAUCAACAGCAACCUGGUGUGCAAAGUUUCUGAUUUUGGCCUUUCCAGAGUUCUAGAGGAUGACCCCGAGGCUGCUUAUACAACAAGAGGAGGAAAGAUCCCAAUUCGAUGGACAUCUCCAGAAGCAAUUGCAUAUCGCAAGUUUACGUCAGCCAGCGACGUAUGGAGUUACGGAAUUGUUCUCUGGGAGGUGAUGUCCUAUGGAGAGAGACCAUACUGGGAGAUGUCCAAUCAGGAUGUAAUUAAAGCUGUGGAUGAAGGCUACCGACUGCCACCUCCUAUGGACUGCCCAGCUGCCUUAUAUCAGCUGAUGCUGGACUGUUGGCAGAAGGACAGAAACAACAGACCCAAGUUUGAGCAGAUUGUCAGCAUUCUGGACAAGCUUAUAAGGAAUCCCAGCAGCCUGAAAAUCAUUACCAAUGCCGCAGCAAGACCAUCAAACCUUCUCUUGGACCAAAGCAGUGUUGACAUCACUACCUUCCGCACAACAGGUGACUGGCUCAAUGGUAUCCGAACAGGACAGUGCAAGGACAUCUUUACAGGCGUGGAAUACAGUUCAUGUGAUACCAUAGCCAAGAUUUCCACAGAUGACAUGAAGAAGGUUGGUGUCACUGUUGUUGGGCCACAGAAGAAGAUCAUCAGUAGUAUUAAAGCUCUAGAAACACAUACCAAGAAUGGUCCUGUUCCUGUAUAG